GUCGUCGUUAGGAAUGUCAUAUACAUACUUAGUCUAGUACAUCUGAGUCAUCCGGUUCUGCCGGUUAUAACCGGCAGCCUGAGAACUGACCCUGGCCUGCUACUACUAUGUAGCAGUUCUACCCCCUACACUAGUUGACUCAAUGCAUAUGGUCGCGGACACCCAAACUAAUCACUAUAAAAGCGAUGGACAGCAAUAUUUCUACACGCAUUUUUUACGUCCCAACCCGAUGACCAUAGUCUCAGAUGAUCCCACUUGGUGGUCGUUCAUCAGUUAUUCUUCUCUUAUCAACUAUUUUGUGGCUGCAAGCUCCACUGUGGUGAUAUACGACCGGGUGUUAACAUUCGGACAAGAGUUCGAACUGAUCUUGAGGCAACAUUGGUCCCUCAUGACUAUUCUCUAUAUCUGUGUCCGCUACAUUGGAAUACUGUUUUCUGUCAUUAACAUCCUAUCAAUCCUACCUGUCUCUAUCAUCGAUGUAGUGGGCACUAUGAUAUGGUACAUAGGGAUAUGGACCCCUGUCAUCGUCAAUACCAUGCUGGGAGUCACUAUGAUUGCUCGGAUAAAUGCCAUGUAUCAGGGAUCCAAAAGGUUGUUUAUCCUUCUUGUUGUAGCUUUGCUGGCUUGCACGAUAGCCUCCGUUGUUAUGGUGGUAAUUGCAAACCUGGGCGUUUCAGCGCAGGAGGCUGUCCUUUCCGGCUACGAUAUCUGCAUCGACUACAAUUACGUGGCAAAUCUGAAUUUCGAGAGUCUGGUAUCCACCGCUGCAUGGGAGAUCCUCGCCUUGUUUCUUACGGUUUGGAUGGUUAUAAAACACAUCCGUGAACUGCGACAAUUGCCGACAGGAUUGACCAUCGGAGACUGUUUCACAAUGUUAAUAAAGAGUCACACGUUUUACUUUCUAGCCUUUGCUAUUAUGGUUUCCUUGAGACUUGGCGCACUGUCUCAAACUCUUACGGACUCAUCGUCAGUAGGAAGUGAUGUUUAUUUUGGCAUCUGGUCAAUCGCCGAGGUGUUACAGAUGUUUGUGCUGGGACCGCGUCUGAUCCUCAGCAUGCGAGACUAUCACGCCAAGCUCGUGGCCAGGGCCGACGGGGAAAUAGACAUGACGUCCUUCAGUACUUUCCAGGCAGGUGGAGAUGUGUUGACCGACGGAUAUGUGUAG
Molecule: messenger RNA, 1165 nt
Organism: Suillus discolor
Lineage: Eukaryota; Fungi; Basidiomycota; Agaricomycetes; Boletales; Suillaceae
Exons: 13
Coding region: 143-1165 (340 amino acids)
Source: RefSeq, a predicted model, not a curated record